This is a messenger RNA of Penicillium subrubescens, 1083 nucleotides long. RefSeq lists its product as uncharacterized. Bases 1 to 1083 code for a protein of 360 amino acids. The record is from RefSeq and is a predicted model, not a curated record. The transcript has a single exon. NCBI's taxonomy places the organism in Eukaryota, Fungi, Ascomycota, Eurotiomycetes, Eurotiales, Aspergillaceae.
AUGGACGAUUCCAUGAAUCUGGAUUAUCUCAAGCGAGAUCCCAGAUGGUCGCCGUCGGAGGAAGACGCAUCGAUCAUUAGUUCAGAACCAACCGUGACGUGGGGGACAGAUGCGAUCGCGACACCAGUGACGGCAGAGGCUUCACAUAUGGCAGCAGGUGGAACUUGGGCAGCAGAAGCUGCUUCAUCGCAGGAAGGAUUGCUUGAAAGUCUGGGUGGGAGUCCGAGUGCAUCGAUUACGCCUGCAUGGUCAACGACUACCACCGAGAGGACAUCGACCAUACCCAUCUCAACUAGCAGUUCAUCUGCGGUAUCUGAAUCAACUACUACCCCAACGACGCCAACAUCCACAUUGUCGACUACAUCGCCAGAGACAGCCAUGACUCUCACCGGCACGGUUGUCAGUACCACCAGUGCAGUCGUCGAAACAACAGCCCCCGGCGCUUACUCCGGUGGAGGCGACUCAAUCAAAAACAAACUCGCCAUCGCCAUCCCCAUCGCUGUAGUCGGUCUCCUCAUCAUCCUAGCUUUACUAUUCUUCUUCAUCCGUCGCCGAAGGCGUCGCACCGCCCAUCCGCCAUACGAAAUGUCCGGCACCGAAACACCUGGCGUCUCAACCGCCGCUCUAAUGGCUACCACGCCUAGAAUCAUAGCUCCCCCGGAGCCUGCAGCGACAAAUCUCCAUCAACUACCGGUAAUCGGCGUCACGGGUAGUUCAACCCAUGAAAUCACGCCUGGUUCCGCAUCUGCACGCUCCGACGAUGAUGCACGCACGGAACUUGGAAUUGCCAUGGCUGUACCGAUGGAUCAACGGCUCAGUGCGACAGAACAUGAUCUACGUGAAUUUAGUCGGCCGGUUUCGUCGGUUAGUCACCGUGUUAGUGCGGGACCGCCUAGUGCGGGCCUGGCGAGUGUACGGAUGCCGUUUGAGACUCAGAGUAGCGAUGAGAAUGAUGCGGUGUCGAUUAUAUCGGGGGAACGUGGCCGGACGGAUCAUGACCGUGAUUUUGAUGAUAUGUCUUCUGUGUCAUCGUUUGAUGAUGAUCAUUCGCCGGUUGAGGCUCCUGGUCAGAAUUUUCGAUGA